Sporothrix schenckii 1099-18 is the source of this 2346-nucleotide messenger RNA. RefSeq lists its product as uncharacterized. The record is from RefSeq and is a predicted model, not a curated record. The transcript is spliced from 3 exons. NCBI's taxonomy places the organism in Eukaryota, Fungi, Ascomycota, Sordariomycetes, Ophiostomatales, Ophiostomataceae. Bases 1 to 2346 code for a protein of 781 amino acids.
AUGUGCGGCAGACAGGAGUGCAGCAUCCGCGAUGAGGAAGCCUUUGGCAUGCAUCCCAGUUGCUGCGCCUUUGCUGCCCAUGUCAACGACAGCGUUAUGCCCUUGCCAUCGACUCCCGGCCGCCUGCCUAGCCACCUGCCCGUCGAAAUAAAUACCGACAUAACCGCCAACGGGGCCGCAUCGUGGUUUACAAUAUCUCGAAUCUUCGUCGGAAUCACACAAUACACGUUUCCCAUCUCCCACGCAGACGAGCUCCAUCGGGCCGCCCGAAUCCAACACGCACUGGCCCGGCGGCUGUCGGACCUGGCAGAACCACGCUCAAGGGGCUCUGAUACCUGGAUGCGUCCACUGCCAAUGGAGCUGUGGAUGAUGGUGGCAAAACACUUGACGGGCGAGUGCGCGUUUAUUUCCGCCCUGGCGCUGGCCGAUCGCGUGGAUGAUGACCUGAAACUUGAUGUGCGAGAAGUACCGCAGUCUCGAACGUUAGGAGAAGGACACGAUAUGUCACCACAGGAAAUAUGGAAUAAGCCUUUCGAGGAAAUAUCAAAGGACGGACCUGCCAAAGACAUCAGUGAAGACACCACCGGAGACACAAUGAAAGAUGCAUCAGAGGGAGCACCUCGAGACAGCACGGGAACAGUACAAUCUGAAUUACAAUCCACGGCACAACUGGAUGCACAGCUAACCUUCCGGGAAGGGGUAGCUCGCAUUGAUCUAGACAAACCAGUGUAUGCUUCAUUUAUCCUCUACGAGAGGCGAUACUACGUGCAUAGUCUGUUGAGAGCGGAUCCGCAGCUCGCCACGCCGAAUUCCGCCGACAGAACCAUGACGAAGCUGUGCCUUUUAUUGUUUCCCGGGCGUCUGCGAACCAACGCAUCCCGCGUGCGUCUUUUUGUGGCCAGCGACCACCUUGGCGUUCGCUGUGUCCGUUUUUUUCGCCAAGAUGAUGCCGACGACCAAAACAAGAUCACCGCUUGGUGCCGUCACCAAACACAAGUUCUUAGACAUGAAGUCUCUUGGUAUUGCGAGUCCUUGGACCUAAAAGCAGAAGAAUCGGCGGACGGCUGCCCAUUAACACUGAAGAUUCAGAGUGACGGCAUUAAACUGCGCACCAUCUCCAUAUCCAGAGACCCUGCUGUCCUUGAUGCCGUUGCAGCCGUGCCUGUCUCAGAAGCACAGUUUCUCUGGCCGGUGCCCCUUGUCUUGGCGCCUCAGAUAGGCCAUAUUAUACCGCCCCGUAGACCAUCUCCGAACGAAAGGACCGCGACCGGCCCGUAUCGCAUGUCGUAUGUCAACAUCAAUGCCCCUGGCACCGUUGGUUACUCUGUGGCGUGUGAUGGCGAGUCAAUUUACUCCAUCAUUGCACAUACGCGUGGCGAAGACAGUGAAGCGCUUGCAAGAGCCUAUAAUAUGGAAUCUGGGCUCGCCUACUGUUCCUGGGUGUACAUGCCACUCGCGCCAGGAGAGACCAUUGUUGGCAUCUACCGGCGUCUGGCGUAUUAUGAGUGGCCCAGUCCUGACCCGAUGAGUAGUCUUGGGCUUGUGUUUCAGACAAACUAUGGACGAACACAGGAAUUCGGGGCUUUCUGGGGCAACUACCUGCAACGCUCAAAUAUAUGGUGCCUCGCCCGUCUUCGGAACGGCCAUUGUUGUCGUAUGUUUUUCAACCGUCUCGACGAGCACCGCGUCCGGCUCACAAUACAGUUGACUGCGUUUGACCGUGGGGAGCUUGGCGGCCUCGCAUAUUCUCCACAGGUCGGUGCGGAAGAGAAGCGACCGCCAGCCAUGCUAAAGGACGAGAUGCUGCAUCGUCAAUCACCCUUGUCGAUUGGUCCUUUCCGAGGACCACUGCCGGGCGGCCUGUAUUCAUCAUGCUCAUUGGAAAAUGUUGCAUCGAUUCGGCUUUGCAUUGAACCGACUGUACCGCACCGUCCGGUCGUCGGUAUGUUGGUCUCCUACGCAGACGGCCGAACCCCUGCAUAUGUCGGCAAGUGGCGCGUUGACUGGGCGGCAGCGGUGGCCGACGAAUUGAAUCCAUGCAUGUCCAGGGUAGACCAAUCGCGGUCUGAUGGUCUGCACAUUUGCCACCGACGAUUUCAGGCCAGUCGGUUUCCGCAUUGGUCAAAACGGACAGUAGGCCUCUACGACGGCUAUUAUGUUGCCGCCGUCGCAUCUUGUGCACCAGACAAUGUAAGUGAGAGUGAAAGAAGUCGCGCCGAUUUCUUCGAUGACGAUUGGUUCAAGGACAAAUGGACAACAGUACCGUGGCGUGGCGUCCUUGAGUGGUGGUUCAGUCUGCGCAGGACAUAUUUGUAUCAUAAUGGCAUCGAGCUUCAAGGGGCAUAA